CUUCACUGCCUCCAUCUUUCUCCUCCUCCUCCUCCUCCAGGUUCUCUCUCUCUCUCUCUCUCUCUCUCUCUCUUCUGUGCGUGUUCUGUUCCAGUUUUUCUGGAAUCAUUCUUGAUCCUGUGAUGGUAGUUUUUCGAGUGUGGUCUGAGGAGGAGAACUAGGAGGUGUUGCCAUUGCAGAUGCUUAAAAGCAGUCAGCCAUGGAAGCAGCAGGGAUCCAUCACCCACCUCCUCACCUCCAUCUGGCAAGUACAAAGAAAACCAUAGCAUUUGUUUCCUGUUGACUACCAAGUUGGGAUCAUUGUUGCCAGAAGAGUAAGAGUUGUGGUCAUCAAGAUUAGCGAGAGAUUGUUAAAAAUAAUCUUUAUCUAGUUAUUAGAUUCUAUGUCAAAGCUGCUACUAAUUGCACGUUUGUUAGUAGCACAAUGAAGUGCACAAUGAAGUCCGGUAUUUCGUACUAGUUGUAGGUGAGUAGAUUCAUGCUAGUAACAAUGAUAAAAGUAGCAGUGUACAAGUAGCAAGUUCAGCAUGGUUCUGAGUCCGAGAGGUUUGAUACUCUGUCUGAUCCAUAUUAUUUGUCGCUGUACAAUAUGAAUCAGAGGAAGUAUUUCUUUUUCAAAAAGGGAAAUACGCCCCUUUUAAUAAAAUUGGUCAUAGCAGAGGAUACUUAGUGCCACUAGGAAAUACAUUGGUCAUAGCAGAGGUUUUACUGUACCACGUAGGGUGGGGAUUCAAGAUACACUAAUGACGGAACAGUUGAUGUUAACGGACAACCUGCUGUUAAGGCGAGCACAGGGAACUGGAGAGCAUGCUUCUUCGUCUUAGGUAUCCAAUUCAGUGAAUGCUUGGCCUUCUUCGCGAUCUCCAAAAACUUGGUCACCUACCUUACCAGCGUGCUCCAUGAAAGCAAUAUCGACGCGGCCAGAAAUGUGUCGACUUGGUUUGGCACCACAUUCUUUACGCCGCUUAUCAGAGCUUUCUUGGCCGACACGUAUUGGGGGAGUACAAGACAUUAGUGGUUUUCCUCUCAGUCUACAUCGUCGAUGCUUCUGCUGACGGUUUCAACGACACUCCCAUGGAUGAUGCAAUCAUCCAACCACGGUGAGAUUCACCGUAUCACCGUCUAUGUUGGACUGUAUCUUACAGCCCUUGGCAACGGUGGCAUCAAGCCCUGCACCUCCCCUUUUGGCGCUGACCAGUUUGACAUCACGGACACGAUGGAGCGGGUGAAGAAGGGCUCAUUCUUCAAUUGGUUCUACUUCUUGAACACUAUUGGCUCCCUUUUGUCGACCACUGUGAUCAUCUGGGUGCAAGACAAUGUUGGGUGGGGGAUCGGCUUUGCGAUCCCCAUGAUCCUCACGAGUCUUAGUUUCAUGGUGUUCAUCGCAAGUAGGAGGAUGUACAGAUACAAGUCAAAAGGAGAAAGUCCCAUGACAACAGCUUCCCAGGUUGUUGUUGCAGCUGCAAGAAAUCGCCAUCUGAAGUUGCCUGAGGAUUGCACAACCUUGCAUUACCCGCCUUCAUCACCAUCGGAGGCUACAUUCAGUGUUCAGCAUACCACUCAGUUCAGAUUUUUGGACAAGGCUGCCAUUGUAUCACCAUCGACACAGGAGAAGAAAGGUGUGGCGACGAGCCCAUGGAGGCUAUGCACACUCUCUCAUGUUGAAGAGGUGAAGAUGCUGCUACGUCUGUGCCCUGCAUGGGCGUCUUUGCUGGUCUUCUUCAUGAUCACGGCACAGAUGUCGUCGACGGUGAUCGAGCAGGGUAUGGCAAUGGACAACCGCAUGGGGUCAUUCGCCGUGCCACCGGCCUCCCUCGCCAGCUUCAAUGUGGUUACCACACUUGUAUUGAUCCCCAUAUAUGACGUCGUGCUAGUGCCCCUGGCUCGGCGCGCCACUGGCGAGGACCGAGGUCUCACACAACCGCAGCGCCUUGGCGUCGGUCUCACGUUGUCCACUCUCGCCAUGGCUUACCUAGCUCUUCUCGAGAGGAACCGUCUCGCAAAGGCCGCGAUCGGGGAAGCGGUGAGCAUUAUGUGGCAGGCACCGGCAUACGCCGUGAUGGGUGUUAGUGAGGUGUUUACGGUCAUCGGCAUGAUCGAGCUCUUCUACGACUGGGCUCCGGACAACAUGAGGAGCCUGUGCACCGCCUUUGGGCAGCUUGCCAUCGCGGCAGGGAGCUACCUCAACUCGGCAGCGCUAGGCGUUGUCGCGUCCGCCACGAUGUGGAUCCCAGAGGACCUCGACAACGGACACUUGGACUACUUCUUCUGGACAAUAGCGGUGCUCAGUGCCUUGAAUCUGUUACAGUUUGUACUCUAUUCUAUGAUGUACAAUGAUAACGUAGCUUGUCGACAACGCCAUCCAUAUUAGUGAUGCUUCACUGUGUCGGCAAA
Molecule: messenger RNA, 2394 nt
Organism: Triticum aestivum (bread wheat)
Lineage: Eukaryota; Viridiplantae; Streptophyta; Magnoliopsida; Poales; Poaceae
Product: protein NRT1/ PTR FAMILY 8.5
Exons: 4
Coding region: 1043-2371 (442 amino acids)
Biological process (GO): transmembrane transport
Cellular component (GO): membrane
Molecular function (GO): transmembrane transporter activity
Source: RefSeq, a predicted model, not a curated record